Panicum virgatum (switchgrass) is the source of this 1258-nucleotide messenger RNA. RefSeq names its product histidine biosynthesis bifunctional protein hisIE, chloroplastic-like. Bases 117 to 1034 code for a protein of 305 amino acids. Gene Ontology annotation, biological process: L-histidine biosynthetic process. The record is from RefSeq and is a predicted model, not a curated record. Gene Ontology annotation, molecular function: phosphoribosyl-ATP diphosphatase activity; phosphoribosyl-AMP cyclohydrolase activity. The transcript has 5 exons. Lineage: Eukaryota; Viridiplantae; Streptophyta; Magnoliopsida; Poales; Poaceae.
GCCCGCCACCUGACCAAAGCACAGAGCACGAUGACUCACGACUGACCAGGUCACGUGACGACUCACGAGCGGUAGCACACACGCUCGAGCCACGCGUGCCUGACCGGCGGACGCAGAUGGCGGCGGCUCCGGCGGCCGCACCGGCUCGCGCCCUCGCGCCCUCCUCCUCCUACUCUCCCCCGAGCCGCGGCGUCAGCUUCUGCAGCGGGACGUCCCGCCCCAACGUUCGCGCCGCCGCGGCCUCGGCUUCGGCACCGGGAUGGCGGCGCUGGGAACCAGCGGUCUCCGUGGCGGCGGGCUCUGCUCAGUCGGCGCUAGGAGCUCUAGCCGUCGACCCCAAGGUUGACACAUUACUAGACAGUGUGAAGUGGGACAGCAAAGGGUUGGCUGUUGCUAUUGCGCAAAAUGUGGAUACUGGAGCCAUUCUUAUGCAGGGGUUUGCCAACAAAGAAGCCCUUGCAAAAACUAUAUCAAGCAAGAAAGCUACAUUCUUUAGCCGCUCACGGUCUUCCUUGUGGACAAAAGGGGAGACAUCCAUGAACUUCAUCAAUGUGCAUGACAUUUUCCUGGACUGUGACCGUGAUUCUAUAAUAUACCUUGGAAAGCCUGAUGGACCUACCUGCCACACAGGAGCAGAAACCUGUUAUUAUACUUCAGUUUAUGAUGCUCUACAAGGUUCGAAGCCGAAUGAAGAUAGGCAAGUCACAACAACCCUAUACUCACUCGAAGAUACGAUUAGUAGACGGCAGGAGGAGGCAACUGAAGGAAGUGGCAAGCCAUCAUGGACGAAAAAAUUACUGCUUGAUAACCAGCUACUUUGCUCAAAAAUACGUGAAGAAGCAGGUGAGCUGAUUCAAACACUGCUGGAGAACGAGGACCAAUCUCGCACGGCUUCGGAAAUGGCUGAUCUGCUGUACCAUGCAAUGGUGCUGCUCAGAGUCAAGGAUGUGAAGAUGGAAGAAGUCCUUGAGGUCCUGAGGAAGAGAUUUUCGCAGUCUGGUAUCGCGGAGAAGGCCAGCCGCAAUAAAUCUUAGUGUGCUUAGAUAAUGGCAGAUGACUUCUCCAAUUCCCUGUUGUAUUCCAGCAGUCAACUCCCAGUGUGAACUGUGGAAUAGUUUUGUGUUUGAUGAACAGUAGCGGAAAUGUUCCCCCCUCCGAGAAGACUGAAUUACAAGGGUACUGUUUUGAUCUUGAAGACAACUGAGGCCCCAAUAAAGUUGUCUCAUAUAGACAUGCAAUUAUACACCCUUUCUUUUUU